Formica exsecta is the source of this 2143-nucleotide messenger RNA. It is a transcript of the gene Naxd, whose product is annotated as ATP-dependent (S)-NAD(P)H-hydrate dehydratase. The record is from RefSeq and is a predicted model, not a curated record. The coding region runs from base 353 to 1306 and encodes 317 amino acids. Gene Ontology annotation, molecular function: ATP-dependent NAD(P)H-hydrate dehydratase activity. Lineage: Eukaryota; Metazoa; Arthropoda; Insecta; Hymenoptera; Formicidae. Gene Ontology annotation, biological process: metabolite repair. The transcript has 2 exons.
UUUUUUGACAAUGUAAAUCGAUAUGUCAAUUGGUUGAUUCGUUGGACAAAAAUAUAUCAAUUCUAUAAACAAUUGUUUUUGUUUGCACAUUUGUAUAUUAUAAUAGUAAUGUUAUGUAUAACCACUUUUUUUGUAACAAAACUAGUAAUUCAUUGUAACUCAUUAUUGAUACAAGAUUUGUUGUGAAACUAUUACAAUUUACAAGAGUAAUAAAUUUCUCUUGCAAUAUUUAUGCUUCUCAUGUUCGACCUUUUUCAUGCUCUUCUAUGCGCAUAUGUAUUGUGUAAAGAAAUAUUAACGCACAGAUAGUUUUGUCAGUUAGUAGAGCAGGAGAUAUCUCAAAUUUGUAUUAAUGUCGACAAUGUCUACAUCAUCUUCUAUGGAUGAGCGUAUGUUAAAGGGAAUAAGAAAAGUAAUACCGAAUCUGAUCAACACCAAGUACAAAGGUCAAGAUGGCAGAAUUGGAAUUUUUGGUGGGAGUACCGAAUAUACAGGAGCACCAUACUUUGCAGCUAUGAGUGCAUUGAGAACUGGCGCUGAUCUUGUUCACAUAUUCUGUGCGAAGGAUGCCAGCAUUCCUAUUAAAUCAUUUAGUCCAGAGCCGAUAGUUCAUCCAGUAUUGGAUCAAUACGAUGCGAUAAAGCAUAUAAAACCUUGGCUUGAUCGGCUACAUGUUAUCCUGAUUGGACCUGGACUUGGCAGAGAUGAAAAGAUAUUCAAAAUGAUUGUUGAAUUAAUAUCAAUCUGUCGCGAAAUGAGAAAACCACUUGUUAUUGAUGCAGAUGGAUUGUUCUUGGUUUGUCAGAAGCCAGAAAUCAUAAAGGAUUAUCCAGGAGUUAUUCUGACACCAAAUGCGAUGGAAUUUAGUCGUUUGGUUAAAGCAGUACUUGACAGGUCUAUUCCGCCUACUCCUCUAGUCAAAAUUUCCGAUGUUAAGCAUGUUGCGGAGGCUCUUGGAAAGAAUGUAAUAAUUAUGCAUAAGGGAGCAAAAGAUGUGAUCGUGGAUGGUCAUAAGGGUACAGAGACUGUGUCAUGUGGAUUGGCUGGUUCUGGAAGAAGAUGCGGUGGACAGGGAGACCUCUUGGCUGGUUCUUUGACUGUCUUCUGGUGGUGGGCUAUUUCUGCAGGAACCAGUGAAUGCGCUUUGUCGCCUUCGAUUGUAGCAUGUUAUGCUGCAUCGAGAUUAGUCCGAGAAUGCAAUGCAUCAUCCUUCAAAUUACGACAAAGAGGAAUGUUGACGUCAGAUAUGCUAGAACAAAUACAGCCAAUUUUUAACAAGAUCUUUGAGACUCAUUGCAACAAGUAAAUUAUAUUAUAAUCUUCUCUUUUAAUUGUUUGUACAUAAUGCUAUUUUUGUUGGAUAAUGUUUAUUACUCUUAUAUUAAAUAAAACAAAAGGAUAAUUGUGUAUGUAUGUAAAUAUGAUAUCAAUGAUUGUUAUUGUUACUAUAUUGUGGAUUCUAGAACUUAUUCAUUUAAUGGAAGAGGUCGAACUCGAAGUACUGAUUCCUGAAGUAUAUACAUUUUUGCAACAUUAUAUAUAAAUUAUAAAAAAACUUUGAUUAAUAUAUUAUACGAAUUGGAAAAUAUGCAUUUAAAAUACUGGCUUUAGAGAAAUGCUUUUACAUAUAUAUAUAUUAAUAUAUUAUAUGUAUUUUUAUAUGGUUUUGGUACUUUUUAAAGGCUCAUAUAAAUAAAUAUUUUUAUAAAAUAACUGUUUAUUAAUAUUAUCAAAUAAUCUUUUUUUUUUGACGAAAUAUUUUUACGUUAUUUUCUGAUUACAUUGGAUCGUGAUUACAGAAUCGAUUACGAAUAAUAAUUAAUAGAUGUUUCCUGAAAAAAAGAUCUAUAUACAUAUAAGAUCCAUAUCAUAUAACAAUAAAAUAAAGUUAUUGUAAAAACAAUGCAUAAAUCGGUGAAUAAAUAUGUUUUAAUGUAUCUGUUUAAAGUUGCAUUGUUUUAAUUAUACAAUAUAUACUUAAAAUUCUUAUUACAUACGUAUUAUUAUAAAUAUACAUUUUUGUCUUUUUACUAUAUAUGAUAUAAAUAAUUAAGUUGGGGAAUUUUAUAUUUACACAUAAGACAUUUGUAACAGCAAAGUAAUUACAAAUAAAUAAUUAGAGACAAAUCUUUACACGAAUUCU